Molecule: messenger RNA, 1137 nt
Organism: Candidozyma auris
Lineage: Eukaryota; Fungi; Ascomycota; Pichiomycetes; Serinales; Metschnikowiaceae
Exons: 2
Coding region: 1-1137 (378 amino acids)
Cellular component (GO): mitochondrion
Molecular function (GO): GTP binding
Source: RefSeq, a predicted model, not a curated record
AUGAAACGAAGCUUAGCUUCUAUCGAUUACCUAGUGUCUGCAAUACCCAAGAGAGCUACGGUCCCGCUGAUUAAAAAACCGCCGAAACCAAACAAUCUUCCUCCAAGCGAUGCGUCAGCUUUAGUUUAUACGCCUGAUGAUCUUAAUGACUACUUUCGAUACAAGGAGUUUGGCAAACCCACGAAGGGCCAGCUAGCUAAGGCAGAUCAAUUUUUUGCAAGACACAUACCAAAACACGAGUGGACUUGUGGAAAAUACGAGGAUAUCCCAGACCUAAAGAUCAACCGGUUGCAACAGGAGUACAAGGAGAAGCUCUCUCGAAUAGACCCAUAUAGACGAACCCAAUAUCAUGACAAUUUGGAAAAAAGCAAGUCAACCUACGGCUACUCUCUUGACGUGCUUCGUCCGUUACCGGAGAUCUUACUUUUAGGACACACAAAUGCUGGGAAGUCAACCAUGGUCAAUACACUCUUCCACAAUUCUCGCAAGAUACAAGGUGAGUUGGCUUUUGUUAGCAGACGUGCUGGCUUCACCAAGUGCUUAAAUAGCUUCAACAUAGGUGGCAAGCUUCGCCUAAUAGAUAGCCCUGGCUAUGGUAUGUAUGGCGAAGAAAAGCAGGGAGAAGUGGUGCUUGACUACAUAAGAAACAGAAAUCUUCUUCGGCGAGUGUUUCUUUUGGUUGACAGUAAAAUUGGCUUUCAAGAAGAGGACUCAAUGCUUAUAGACGUUCUUGUUGACGAAGGAACUCCGUUUGAAAUCAUCUUCACCAAAGUUGACGAUAUCGUCCUAAGCCAGUUUCCCAAAUUUCAAGUAAAGUCUUCAAAAAAUGAUGUUGAGGGCCGUCUAAAGGGAUAUGAAAUGGUCAAGGAAGGUAACACUCGAGUAAUCACUUAUUUCGAGAAUAUCGUCGCUAGGGCAAGGUUGCGGGACCUUGCAACCAUUCCACGACUAUUCUUCAGCAACUCGCAGCUGAACAAGUUUCUUACUAAAAAAGCAGGCAUGAGCGACAUUCGCUAUGCCAUCCUCGAAAGUUGUGGCCUAAUAGAUCCUCCACCUACUUCAGUCGAGGAGGAAAGCUUAAGCCCAGUUGCCAACAAGGGGCGCAGAAAGAGAACAAUUCGAAGCAUAUCACUAUAG